UGAGUCAGUCGACAAGCUUACUACAACAUAAUACUGAAACAAGCUCUACCAGUGCCUCACCCUAGGCCAUACAUUUUAGCAAUUCAGUCCGUCUUUUGCCAUUGAGUGACCUGUCUCUGACUGACCAGUGCACCACCUGUCCACUAUGGACCCCAAGUUCAACCCGGAGACAGCCAAGUUUUAUUAUUUUCGGUAUAUGAAGGAAUACCGAGCAAUCUGUGUUCUAUGGGGCCUUCUGUCCAUCAUCUGGUGUAUUCUCAACCUUGUGGCGUUUAUUCAGCCCCAGUGGAUAGGUGAUACCCCAGAAAGCUUCGGAUACGGUCAUGUUGGUGCUUACUCCUACUGCUACCCUGACCAAACCAAUGCCAUCUACGUCUGCAGCGGCACCUUCAUCGACUUCAACACCAUCCUCAACGACUCCUUCAAGGCGACCACAUUUUUUGCAGGUGUUUCCGCUCUGCUCAUGCUGAUAACGGUUGCAGCCCUUCUACUUUUCUUUUGCUUCAAGAAAACAGCUGUCUUCAUCUUCUGCGGAAUUCUUCAACUGAUAUCAGCCGUGUUUCUGUUCCUGGCCUGCGUCAUCUUCCCAAGCGGCUGGGAUCAUGAGGAGGUCCGGCAGGUGUGUGGUCCCUCUGCUGACGAGUACCGCCUCGGGGAGUGCGGCAUCCGCUGGGGAUAUAUUCUUGCCAUCCUGGGAAUCUUUGAUGCAGCGGUCCUAGCUAUACUUGCAUUCUUCCUGGCAUCCAAGAGGGCGAAGAUUGAAAUCUAUUCCACAACGGGCACAGUCACAAAAUCUGAACUGAACGGCUACUCAGGGGACACGCUCUCCAAACACUCGGUGCCAAUCAAGCCCAUCGUCACGGUGCCCGAGAUGCAGCCUGACGUUGACCGUUACUCGGAUUUCUCAAGCAGGACUGGUCCCCGGCAAGGCAACGGCAACUUCCAGCUUUAAACAACUGCAGUUGACUGCAAAUAUUAUCUCAAUUGGCCAUGGACUGUACAAGUGACAGAUAUUCUACAUUUCAUAUCGCACUGAUAGCUAGUUAGUUUCGAUGUGAGCUGAAGUGGAAAUACAAUGGGACGAAAACAAAUACCUAACUUACCUAUCCCUAUUUUGAUAAAAAGGAUCAGUUUAUGAAAACAAAAUGCAAACAUGUACGCAGCCAUCUUGAAUGCUGGAUCUUACUGUAAAUGCAAAACCCUUUGAGCAAAUGUUGUCCCAUCCUCAAAUGACCUUCAAAGGAACUUAUGACCCAUAUUCUAGGUAUGUUUUCCAUGGUGCAGUCCUCAUUCUGUCAAAAUGAAAAUAAAUGGUGAAAAUUCGUCUCCUACUCACCACACAACUAGUUUUGGGAAAAAGGGGUAACCCAAACAAACGGCCAAAUCAGCGGGGUUGUUUUUGAAGAGUUGAUAUUUCUGUACAUAAAACACAGAUUAAUUAAGGACAGAUGUCUAUACAUUACAACCUAUUUUAUCUUGGUACUACAAAUAUGUUUAGUUAUGUUAUUUCUUAGACUUUAUGAAAUGUUAAAACAUAUCACUGCUUACAAAUAUAACCUGGCAAAAUAUUUUAACAGCUUCUUUAUUUUGGUUGAAAACAGACUACAAACAGGUUUCUGUAGAAACCAUAUGAAAAUGUGAAUCAUUUUCAUUUUCACUGAAAAUAGCCUUGAAAAUAUUAAAUGAAAAUUCUAAAAUAAAAUGAAUACAAUUGUUUGUAGUCUAUAUUCCACAAAACUAUAUAUUGAAACAACUGAACUGAUCUACAACAGCAUAAACACAACAUAUUGUACAUAUCUUUACACAAUGUAUAUAACAUUUAUAAAAAAAAGUUUCAAAAUGGUUGUGAAUGCUCAUAAAAUAUCAUAUCUGUGAUUUCAUCUUCAUUUAUUUAAGAAUUCUUUCUUUUAAGAGGUGUAAAAUGAGGUCAAGACAUUUGUACAGCUAUAUCUUUUUAUUCUCCAAGAUCAUGCAAAGUUGUUCCUUGUGACUAAGUGAAAGCAUGUAGGCAUUGACAUGAUCCUGUUGAGACAGCAAUGGGAGUUCAAGAAAACUCACUAACUUGUGUAACCAUGACGACUGUCAACUUAUUGAAGCGAGAAAGAACUAAGUACCUUUAAAUAUGUCAAAGGGCAGGGCCAUCUAAUCCAUGACAUUAUUUAUUAUAAGUUUGUAUGAAGCCCUUCAGAUAUUAAUGAGCACAUCAUUUUCCAAGUAUAAACGAUGUGAGAAAGGCCUACCCUGAUACAUUCCAUGUUUACAGCAAAAUUUCAAUAUACAUACCAAAAUGCAAAAGAGAUAACUAAUCCAUGACAUUGUGUCCAUGUUAAAAAAGAAAAUGAAAAAAGAAAAAUACAUCUAUGAACUAAAUUGAUUUUAUGAAUUUGAAUAAAAUAUUUGAAACA
Molecule: messenger RNA, 2405 nt
Organism: Haliotis rubra (blacklip abalone)
Lineage: Eukaryota; Metazoa; Mollusca; Gastropoda; Lepetellida; Haliotidae
Product: LHFPL tetraspan subfamily member 3 protein-like
Exons: 3
Coding region: 146-952 (268 amino acids)
Biological process (GO): sensory perception of sound
Cellular component (GO): plasma membrane
Source: RefSeq, a predicted model, not a curated record